Messenger RNA from Benincasa hispida (wax gourd), 750 nucleotides. NCBI's taxonomy places the organism in Eukaryota, Viridiplantae, Streptophyta, Magnoliopsida, Cucurbitales, Cucurbitaceae. The record is from RefSeq and is a predicted model, not a curated record.
AUGUCGUCGAUAAGUUCCUUCUCAUCUUCCUCUGCUUCAAUGUCACCCCCUCCAAACCCUCGCCGAACUUUAAAAACCCCCGUUUCGACCAAGCCUUCACACGACGGGCCUUCCUCUGCAUCCCAGCGACCAUUUCGGUCGAAACCCAUCAAAACCACCACAAACCCAAAAUCCUCUAAAACCCACCAAAAAUCCAAAACUACCGCAAAACCUAAACCCAAAACUCCCACUAAACCAAGGCAGCAACGCCCUUCUUUCUCCGCAGCUGCCAAGAAACCCUACAUAAAGCCUGCCCCACCACCGUCCAUUCCAAAUAUUACGUCGGUGGGUGUGAUGCAUGACCCUAUUCCUGCUCAUCUCCACAACGCACCAUCGCCCGUAGUGCGUACACUUCCUCCAUUAUCCAUCCAACCCUUAGCCACCAUUCACCUCAUUGAAGCAGAAGGAGCUAGCCAACCUCUUCCGCCGCGUUCACCCAUUAUCAUUUCAUCUCCUGGAUCGCCGCAUACCCCAUCUGGCACCCUACCAAUCACUCCCUCCAGGCCCAGCUCUGAUAGUCCUGCGUCAGAACGAAACAUCGUGGAACUUGCGGAAUUAGCUCAGAGAGACGUGCUAGAAGUUUUCGGAGCGAUCUUGGCAAGUUUGAAUCAAGGCCAAGAAGAAGAGGAACAAGUGAUGCAUCCUGACCCAACCAACACAUCACUUGAAAGCGAUGAAGUGGAACGCUACGCGAUGAUGCUUGAAGUAUAG